AUGGAUCACCACAAGCACUUUAGCCACCCACACACUCUUUCCUUCUACAAAAGCUUGGAAGGUGCACAACUCACUUGUACCGGUUGCAACUUUCCUUGUACCGGCACCCCGGUCUACUCGUGUCGCGCAUGCAAAUUCUUCCUCCACGACCGAUGCUUCAACGCAUCACGUUCAUUGACCCAUCCGUCACACCCCGAUCACCCACUCUCCCUAUUCCCAUCCCCGACAUACUCAUCGGGCUCUUUCAUUUGUAACGAGUGCAACAAAACCGGUUCGGGCCUUUGUUUUUGUUGUUCCAAUUGUGAAUUUGAUCUCCAUAUCCAUUGUGCUUUUAAUACCUUAAACCCUAACCCCUCGACCCCUCCACCUAAUCAGAUCAAACUCAAAUCACACCCGAACCACCCGUUGAAAUAUCUCCCCAAGCCACCUUCUGCUAGUGGCUUUCGUUCAUGUGACGUGUGUGGUACUGGUUGUGAUCCCAACGGUGCAUUGUACCGUUGUGAUAUUUGUGACUAUGACGCGCAUGUGACAUGCACUACUUUGCCAGAAAGCGUGCGUCGCGAAGACCACCCUCACACGCUUUCAUUACUUUAUGUGUAUCCAUAUGAGUCGUUUGAAUGCGAUGUUUGUAGAGGCGCGAUCGCAAAAAGCAACUGCAUGUACCAUUGUUCGUCCGGUUGUAACUAUGGUAUGCAUGUUAAGUGUGUUCCCGCUAAGGUGUCGGAGCAAGCGCCAAUGAACGAAAUGACGUUUCAGAUGGAAAUGUUCAAACUACAGAGUCAGAUGCGAUUGAAUCAAAUGGCAUUUGACACCAUGCUACAAAGUUCUCAAAAGGCUGCUUGUGGUAUCCGAUACUAAUGGCUGUACGACAUCGAAUUUGUGUGUUGUUUCCUUUUGUGUGUUUACAUUUAAUCGUGUUACAUUGUGAUGUAUUGAUGAUAUGUUUCCUAGGUUAAGUGUUGAUUUGGACUGGAUUGAAGCAUGUUUUUUUUAUCUACUGAACUGAAUAAUAAAUGUUGGUGUUUUGUUUAUCAAA
This is a messenger RNA of Helianthus annuus (common sunflower), 1036 nucleotides long. RefSeq lists its product as uncharacterized. NCBI's taxonomy places the organism in Eukaryota, Viridiplantae, Streptophyta, Magnoliopsida, Asterales, Asteraceae. The record is from RefSeq and is a predicted model, not a curated record. The transcript has a single exon. Bases 1 to 858 code for a protein of 285 amino acids.